Molecule: messenger RNA, 3531 nt
Organism: Penicillium cosmopolitanum
Lineage: Eukaryota; Fungi; Ascomycota; Eurotiomycetes; Eurotiales; Aspergillaceae
Exons: 2
Coding region: 1-3531 (1176 amino acids)
Biological process (GO): protein transport
Source: RefSeq, a predicted model, not a curated record
AUGGUGGUCCAAGAGAAUGGCCAUGUGCCAAAUACUGUGAUCAAGCAGGAAGGGAGAGCCUCACCUCGUCCCUCCUCGGUGAAAUCGAGAAGUCCGAUUCGGUGGACAGUUGGAUUGAUUGUACGCUUAUGUAUAUGGUAUACUCUACUCACCCCCUUUCUACGAUGCCCGUCGCGUCUCGCCGACUUAACCGACUCAUCGCCGCAAGUCUGCAAGCCUUAUCUGAUUGCUCGGUCGCACGUGGAUCCUUAUGUCACACCAUAUUACGACACAUACGCGGCACCAUAUGUUGACCAGGCCCGCCCCUACGUGGAGAUUUUCAACGAGCAGGUUUAUGCGCCUGUUUCCAAGGUCGCCAAGUCCGGUUACGAAAAAUAUGGAGACCCCGCAUGGCAGCAGGUUCAAGUCUAUGGCGCCGCGCAAUGGAACGCCCAGGUCACGCCGCGCCUACAAGCCGCCCAGCACAAAGUGUAUCAACUUUAUGCAGCAGAGGUGGAUCCGUAUGUUCAACAAGGUGUCGCCGUAGUAUCUCCCUACUAUCAAAAAGCCAGCAGUACUGCGACCACCGUCUACUGGAAUCAUUUUGUGCCCUUCUAUACUCGUUCCCAGCCCUUCAUCGGCAAGACCUACACUGCUGGUCAGGAUGUAUUGAUCACCCACGUCGUCCCUGGUGCCCAGUAUACUUGGUCAUCUGUGGUCUACUUCGCAAAUAGCUCUCUGUGGCCACACCUCACCGGGCUCUACUCUGAGCAGGUUGAGCCUCAGCUCGUCAAGAUUGGCCAGCGCCUGGCCAGCUAUCGUGAUGGUAAACGCCUCCGGGCGGUCGUUGAAGAUGUGGAUAGCGCUUCUUCUGAGAAAACCGUCUCUUCGACCAUUCCCAGCUCCCACGUACCGCUUCGCCCCUCCAACAGCGUGUCUACAACCACAACUUCAACUGCCACGACGACCACCACGAAGGAAACCCCGACUCUGCAGCCCACUCUCUCGCCAGAGGAAGUUGCCCGGGAAGCCCGGAAGCGGAUCGACUCCGAUCUCGAAAGAUGGCAGGAAAAGUUUGCGCUCGCUGCCGACAGGGGAGUGGAGGAUAUGGAAGAACGUAUCGAGGAAAUCGUGUCGGCUCUCAUUGCUAGCAGUGCGAACAGUCACGGCCAAAGUCUCUCCACGGCUCUCCAGACUGUGGCGUCGGAGAAGGUCUCCUCCAUCCAGCAACGGAUUAAUGACCUUACGGCUUCACUACCGGAGAUGGAUGCCCCUGAAGAGGAACAGGUCGCCCGUGACCAGCUUGUUAGUGAUAUCCGUACCUCUGCGAUCUCUGUCAGAAAUCGUGCCCACACCCUCCGCGAGUGGUCGGUGUCUUUUGAAGAGGAACUCCUGCGCAGGGUUUCCGCUGCAGUUGAUUCCACACUUGAUGUCCUCGAUAACAUUCGUGAUCUCGGUCUCCAAGAGAUUGGUAUGCGGUGGGCAUGGACGGACAAUGUGACCUAUAAGGAUUGGGCCAGAUACCACGCUCUUAAGGCCCAGAUCGACGACUGGCGCAAUGAGAUUCGAAAGGUCGGCAUGAAUCACCCAUCGGUCGCCAACGCGAAGGCCGUGGCCUCUGAGAUCGUAGAGAACGGCAUGUAUGUUGCCGAGGAUACUGCCAAAGAACUCAUCAGGCUAAAGGAUGUUGGUCAUUGGAAAAUUGCCGCUCGGGAGGUCGGCGACAACUUUGAGACCAGAACCGAGUCCCCUCCACCCCUGCCCAAGCCACAGGAGGAGGAGCCUGAGGAGACCGAGGAAACUGAGAAUGCCAACAGUGAUGAGGCUGUUGAGGACAUUCCUGAGACACAUGAAUCGGCUGCUGAGUCCGAGUCGGAUGCCUCGAUCGAAGAUGAUCAGGAGGACGUGGCCGCUGACUCCAAGCCUGCUUCGGCAUCCGAUGAAGAGGAGAUUGAAGUAGAAGAUGAUGCGUCCACCUUGAAUGAUGAUUAUGAGAAUCUGCAAGCGUCUGGAAAGCCUGCCUUUGGUGUUGCUGCCGCGAAUGCCAAUACCCGACAAGAGCCUAUCAUCGACCAGGACGAUCAGGAUGUUUUCCACAACUUCGCCAGCAAAGCUAGUGGUGUCUAUGAAGACGCGAGCUCUGCUCUGGCCGAUUCGACUUCCCAGGCAAAGGUCCUCUACGAAAUUGCCAAGUCCCAGGUGAUCGGACAGAUGACUCAAUCCAGCGCUCCUGCGCACGAACAGAUUCUCUCUUCCAUUGAGUCCGCCUAUUCUGGGGCAGUGCAAUAUGCUACAAAGGAGUUCGAGUCAAGGCUAGGCGGUGUUCAAGCUACUCCCACGCCAUCUGGUCCCCUUGCUCAGAUCUCAUCCGUUGCAUCCUCGCGACUCAGUGAAGGUCUCAGUCUCGCUUCCCAACAGCUCGCCCAGGUCCGUCAAGUAGAGCCUACCUCCACCUCCAACGGUGUUCAGCCAUUUGUUCUGGAUGCCCAGCGCCGCUACUAUGAAGCUGUCGGUCUGGCUCACGAUCACUACACUGCUUUCGUUUCAACGGCGUCCGAAGCUGUCUAUGGCACUCCGGCUCCCACCCCUGCUCCUUUGAGUUUCCAGGAUAUUAUCGAUGGAGCUGGAUCCCAGUAUUCACAGGCUUCUUCCCUGGCUUCUGCCAGUCUCGCCGCGGUAGUCGCUUCUGCAAGCUCUAUCAUCUCCUCUGCUGAUGACGGCAAGGCCCAGGGUAUCAUUGAUGAUGCUUCUUCCCGAUAUAACGCGGCUAUUUCCGCCGCCUCUUCCUCGCUCUCUCUUGCGUCCGCUUCUGCCAGCUCCGCCCUGUAUGGUACAACUUCUGGGGCUCUGGAGUCUCUUUCCAGCCAGGCAUCUGAGAACUGGGAGGGCCUCGUGUCCAAGGCUAGUGAACAGAUCUAUGGCACGCCGGAGCCAUACUUCCAGCAGGCGGUGCACAACCACGUCCCCCAAUUCGACGCUGUCAAGGACGUUAUCUCCGAGCUGCUUGUAGGUAAGCAGCCUUCUUUCACAGAAAGCGUCUUGAGCAAGCUUCGCGUUGCAUACGAGACCCCCUACCCAGCAGCUGCAGUGUCCUCUGCGUCUAGCUAUGCGGGUGAAGAUUACGGAUCCGCCUCCUCUGUCGCCGAGGCCUAUGCUACCAAUGUCCCUAGUGUGGAGGAGGCAGUGGAAAAGGCCAAUGAUCAGUUGAGCGAUGCCGUCAAGGCUGCAGUCAAUGCCUACUCCGCCGCGUCCAGCCACGUUAGUGAAGCUGUCCAUGGAAAGGAGUCUGGCUAUAUUGACGUCGCCAAGGAUGCCAUUGAGGACAUCCAGUCCAAGGCCAGCGCUGCAAUCUACGGCGAAGAACCGGGUGCCGUUGAAAGUGCGACUAGCCGCAUUGCCGAAGCUGUCCAGCAUGCCCAGUCCCAGGUGGCUGGUCUUGCUUCCAGCGCCAGCAGCGCCGCGUCAGAGGCAGCCGAGACCGUCGCCUCCCAUGUUGAGGAUACCACCAGCAGCAUUAAGGCUGCGGCUUCCUCUAGCAAAGAUGAGCUGUGA